This is a messenger RNA of Eriocheir sinensis (Chinese mitten crab), 1271 nucleotides long. RefSeq lists its product as uncharacterized. The coding region runs from base 152 to 772 and encodes 206 amino acids. The record is from RefSeq and is a predicted model, not a curated record. NCBI's taxonomy places the organism in Eukaryota, Metazoa, Arthropoda, Malacostraca, Decapoda, Varunidae. The transcript is spliced from 5 exons.
ACAGGGUUCGGCUAAAACCUGUUUCCCUUAGUGACUGUAAGGCUCCUUGGCUGCGACACAGGUCCUGCAUCCUGACCGCUGGCCUCAACCUGCUUUCUAUAUAAGGCGCAGCAAGGCGGGCGGCCAGUCAGACGCCGCUAAGACCUGCAAGAUGACACAACUCAAGACAGGCGCGGCUGUGUGGCUGAGAGUGGUGGUCGCUGCAGCCUUCGUCGCCUCCGCCAUGAGUCAGACAGUGGAUCUUGCCGUCCCCAGCAUCCCCGCCAGCCAGGAGGACUCGUCUCUGGCUAACCUCUGGCGCCAGGCCCUUAGGAAGCAGACGGGAGUGGAACUCAGCGAUGAGCCAACCGUCAAAACAUACCUUGCACCGAGCUACGGGGAGGUGGUCAACUGGGUCCCGCAAGGCAGCGCGCACCCCCUCUACGUCGCCGAGUACCAACCGCUCCUGCGUGAGAUCCUGCGGGACUACAUGGUGGCCGAGAAGGUCCUGCCCGACGACCAGAGGAUGACCCAACCCAACGGCCUCACAGUGACCAACCUCAACGGAAAGUCGGUGACGUUCAAGAAGACAGCCACUGGGAUCACCGUGAAUGACAUACCCGUGGAGGAGUCGAAGGUGAACGCGGACGGCACAGUCAGCUACCUCCUGGCCGCGUCGCUCUUCGGCCACCGCGAGCAGGUCAACACAGCGUGGGAGGAGAACAAGAAGAAGAACCCCGCGGGCUUCAACAUGCCCCCCCAUCAUGGCCCUCCUCCUCCUCCUACGGCAUAAAUGGCUACUGGCGAUAUGGAGGGGAAGGCGAAGGACGAGGAAGCAGCCCUAUCAUACCUACACACAGCCCCCCUCUCAUCUCACCGUCCCCUGCUCCCCCCUCACUCCAGUACCAACACCGAGGGGGCGGGCAUGUGGACUUUCCGAACAACAUAGAGAUGACAACAAAGUCAGACACACAACAUACGAGCAACACAGAACGACAACCAAGUGAGAAUAAACAAUAAUUAAACGACAAAAGGAAGGUUGUUAUUAAGAUCCUCAAUUGGACUUUACUGAACUCAUUCCUACACCUUCAGGGAUGACCUCAGUAUCUCGCUUUCUUUCCCACUCGGCUCGGCAUCACUUUUCGGUUGGAGGUCGGAAGGGUCACCAUUGGCCUCACUUCUCGCCACAGCAACGCAAGACUGACCUCACUACAUCCUUUUCAGUCUUAUGUUACUGUGUGCCUAUUGUACCUUGAUUAGGAGUAAAGUGCUUCAUUAAAUAUACAAUUAUG